AAAAAUUUAAGUCGGGUGUAUACAUCACUCUAAAUAAAGUUUUCCUAACCUAAUGGUCAAAUGAGUAAAAAAAAAUUGGUAAAAUUAGGUUACCAGCCUACUUGUAGAGGAGAGUGAGUUGUGUACUUACUACCAAUAAGCCAAAGCCAAAACCCAAUUAGCCAAGUGGGGACAAAAGAAAGCAGAAAGAAGUGAGAGGGGGAAGAAAGAAAGAAACAGAAACGAAGCUGAGUCGAGAGAGAAAAUUAGCAAAAGUUAGUGACGAGGAGGAGGAAGACGAAGACGAAGACGAAGGGAUGAGUUGGCCUCAAACUGCCUGGCAAAUGAGAAAUUAGACCGACCCUUAAAGGCCCCUACAUCAAUUCACGUAAUGCUCAUUUGAAUUUUCGUUUACGGCAGCCUUUGUGAAUCAUAACCAGAAGAAGCAUAACCAGUGAAAGAAAGAAAGGAGGAGGAAGAAGAUUAGCGAGAGAGAGAGAGAGAGAGAGAGAGAGAGAGAGAGAGAGAGAGAGAGGCGUAGGGUGGGGCCGGGGCAGAGGAUAGGAGGUAGGAGGUGUUUAUGAUGCUUUGUGAAUCAUUGCGUGAUCGAAUACAGCCAUGGCUUCGUGAUUACGACAGGCUUCAGUCAUUGGCCGUCAUUCUCCUCUACAUUCAGAUUGGGUGCGCAUUGGUGGGAUCGCUGGGUGCACUCUACAAUGGGGUUUUGCUGAUAAAUCUGGCCAUUGCAUUGUUCGCCCUAGUCGCAAUCGAGAGCAGCAGUCAGAGCCUCGGCCGCACAUAUGCCGUCCUUCUCGUCUGCGCCAUCUUCCUCGAUGUUUUCUGGUUCAUUCUCUUCACCCACGAAAUCUGGAACCUUUCUCGCGGGAGUAAUACAACUUUGUACAUCUUCUCCGUAAAGCUCACUCUGGCCAUGCAAAUUAUCAGCUUUUCCAUCAGGUUAUCCUCUUCCUUGUUAUGGAUUCAGAUCUACAGGUUGGGCCUUUCUUAUGUAGACACUAGUGCAACUCCUAGAGAAGCUGAUUUUGAUUUAAGAAAUAGUUUCUUGAGUCCCAGUACUCCCGUUGUACCCAGACAAACUUCAGAUUCUAGUGAUGCUAUAGGAGGCGCUAUCUAUGAUCCUGCGUAUUACUCCUCACUCUUUGAAGAUGGUCAGGGAAAAUAUUGCAGUGGCAACGGAUCUACUUCUGCUGUCGAAGCUUCUAAGACAAAACCAUCCGUAGUCAGAUCGUUUCAGUUCGUAGAUGAGGAGAAGGCAGCAAGCCAGCCUAGUUCAGUUUAAUUUUGAGUGUGCCAUCUCUGUCUUCUUUACGGAUCAACUCCCCUAGCUAGUUGUCUAGAGGAUCUUUCAAAUGGUGUAGUCGCUGCGGCGAGAUUGUGUUCGGGAGUGGGCCUUGUACAGUCGGAUCACAUAUAAUUGCAUUUUCAUUUUGCCCGGAUGAGGAUGGGAAGAUGUUGAUCAGAUGAAAGUGUUAAAAGGAGAAGCACAUGGUCCAUGUGGUUUGGUUUGGUAUGCCAAAAGCUUUGGAUCAAGAUCCAAGUUCAGUGGUACAUGCGUAUGAACAUUGUCGGAUAUGGAAUCGUGUUAGCGUGUUGGCUUAACAACGCAGCAAUCGGACAUGUGGGUGUUAGUUAAGUUGACAAUAGGGAACCAUGAGAAGGCAAUUGCCUCUUGUUCCCCUAAUAGCAUUUGUUCACCCUAUCAAUGGAGCUUUGUUUUCUGUUGGAUUUUACACCCCCUUACAAUGUCAUUCGCUACAUAAUUGCAAGAGGUUUAUUUGUCCCCAAGUACGUACGCAUGUAGAAAAUUUAUGACACAAAAUUUUUGGAUAGUUCGCGGAUGGAAGGGAGUAGUGUAUUGGUGGACUUGUUCGUUCUUCUUGCUUAGGAAAAAGGUGGUUUCGAAUUUCCAUCGCCCCCUCCUUUUUUUUUUGUUGGUGUAAUAAUAUAAUUGAUGCUUUUCGAAUCAUGGAUAUGGGAGGAAUAUAUGAUAUAUUAAAUAGUGGGUUGGAAGGGCGAGUGAGCAUUCUCCUUCAUUUA
Molecule: messenger RNA, 2037 nt
Organism: Malus domestica (apple)
Lineage: Eukaryota; Viridiplantae; Streptophyta; Magnoliopsida; Rosales; Rosaceae
Source: RefSeq, a predicted model, not a curated record